Molecule: messenger RNA, 691 nt
Organism: Fusarium vanettenii 77-13-4
Lineage: Eukaryota; Fungi; Ascomycota; Sordariomycetes; Hypocreales; Nectriaceae
Exons: 3
Coding region: 51-587 (178 amino acids)
Source: RefSeq, a predicted model, not a curated record
CCUGUAUCUUUUCUCUAGCUCCAUAUCUCAACCACCAUCGACACUUCAACAUGGGUGACGCUUCAGUUUACUCCUACCCUUCCCCUCUAGCUGGAUACGAAAAUGCCCCACCUUUGCCUGAAGAGAAGGCUGAGGAUGGCAAGAGUUACGUGAAUCCUCCGGCAGAGAAGCUCAGCGAGGCAUACGACAAGUUUAUUGCACCCCUUGAUCAGGGUAUCCGAGGAGGCUUUGAUCUUCACAUCUACUAUCUUCAGACCAACCCGGAACAGUCCAAGUAUGCCAAUGAGUUGUGGCAACGCAUCCGAAGAGAAUUUCCUGAACUCCGAAUCUAUCGCUUCUGGGAUCGACCAAUCGGCCCUCACCCAAUCGCCAUGUUCGAGGUCAACGUCUUCACACCCGCACAAUUUGGCGCAUUCGUCUCAUGGCUGGCAAUCUGGCGUGGACCUUUGUCGGUGCUGAUCCAUCCCAAUGUCAUCCCAGAAGAGGGCGUCGAUCACAGAGCAUCGGAGAAGCGAGAUCACUUGGAGAGGGCCAUCUGGAUGGGUGAGAGGUUGCCACUGGAUGUCAGUCUAUUCAACAGGAAGUGAAGGAUGCAUGUAAUGAUGAUGAAUGGGGAUAUGGCGUGUAAAGGAAAUUGCGAUUGACUGAACCUAAAAGGAGCACUCCUAUUAAUAAGACUUGACAAUACUCG